GCUCUAUUACCGACCUAAUAGUUUUCAACACUUUCUAAACGAGCAUAUAAAAUCACCGAUAUAAAAACAAUAUCACAUCGAAUUCUAUCGACUAAAUUUGUACUUCAAAUAGGAGUUUCAUCGUAAAGGAUCGCUAUUCAAAUAUGAAGUCUCUAACGGUGCAACGAUAGCAUGAAAUUUAAAGGGAUGAACAUUUCCACCUUGAACCAUUGAUUUUCCAUAUACAAAGAUGCCAUGAAUCGCAUACGACAGAAAUGAACGAUCAUCUCCCUAUACCUUUCCCCUAUUUAUAAGCUAACCUUCGUAGUUACGAUUUCUCGAAAACCUGGCAUCUUAUUUCAAAUUGUUAAGAUGCACGCAAAUCGAAACCUCGACCAAACGAUUAAUCGCUCGCUGUUUCCAAAAUCGCCUCCAAAUCAAAGACUAAAUCGCCCAGAAGACGCAAAGGCUCUCGGUCUUCGAGUUCCAGAUUCCGACAGCUUUAAAUCAAAUUCGACCUCGUUUAAAGGCCCCGCUCGCCUAUCCAGCCCCAAGUCCACUAGAAAAAGAUCGAACGACGAUAGCAAACUUAAGAAAGACGUUAAGCGUCAUCGAAAUAUAGACGUAAAAACGUCGAAGAAGCUACCGGAUUUAAAGCAAGAACAAAAGGCUCAACGAACCGCUACGUUAGAAACGCUGAGUAUUUUACACGCGAAAUUGGAACGAGGGCUGAAAAAUAUUUCGAACAGGACGAAAGCGCGACCAAAAUUUCAUCCGGAUACUCCAAGGGACUCCGGUACCCCAGCGAAUUCAAGUCCGACCACGAUACGCACAUCCGGCCGUAAAUCGACAAUCGACGGUAAACUGAGAAAAAAAUCGUCGACCUCCCAGGGAAACAAGCCAGACAAACUUAGGAAAGAAUCGAGCUCAAAAUCCACAAAACAAUUGUUCAGCAUGGCUGAAUCGUGGAGCAGCGACUCCGUGGUCAGUCAUUCGGAUAACUGUGCCUGCUGUCACAGCCGAGAGCCUUGCCCCUUUCACGGAAGCGACUUCUACGGAAAAUAAAACUACUCUGUUUGUUCUAUCAUCUGAGAAAUUUCCAUGCUUUACUAACGAAUGCGCAAAUAAGUCGAUGUAGUUACUAGGAGAUUACUAGGAGGACUACGACGAAGUUUGAAGAAAAUCUCGUAAUUUACUGUAAACCAAAGGUUAGAGUCCGAAGUGAAAUUAAGUAACGAGUUGUGAAAUAGAUACAAAUUUAGAUGUUUUAUUCGACUAAUUAUGCUGUCAAGUGCAAGAUGCAUUUUACUGUACAAAGUACGCUGGUAUGAUCGUCGGUGUAAGGAUUAUUUCUUAUAUUUUUUUAGAUAGCGAUACAAUUAUUCAUUAAAUCGCGUAGCUACCGUCGUAGUACAACUUGCAUUCGUGUUGUUGAAAGAUAGAAAUAAAAUAUAAAAACAAACUGCAUGCGUAAUACUAUCGCAGCUUCGUACAGUUAUAUGGAAGAAAAGGAAAGUUUCUUUUUUUUAUGCUCCUUUCUCUAAUAUCGUUUCUAUGUGUUCAUAAAUCUUUCGGUGCAACAAUAUAUCACGAAUCGCACAGUCACUCGUGACGCGCGUAUUUACUCGAAACUUUCUUAACUUGUACAAGCGUACCAGCAUUCUUUGCAAAUCACCAGAUAAAAUCUGCGAUCUGCGGUCGAGAAAAGAAAAAGCAAUAUUACUACAAUU
Messenger RNA from Bombus impatiens (common eastern bumble bee), 1709 nucleotides. RefSeq lists its product as uncharacterized. The record is from RefSeq and is a predicted model, not a curated record. NCBI's taxonomy places the organism in Eukaryota, Metazoa, Arthropoda, Insecta, Hymenoptera, Apidae. Bases 352 to 1044 code for a protein of 230 amino acids. The transcript is spliced from 2 exons.